UCGUGAAGACAUUUGUGCCACUGUUUUGGGUGUCUGUCAUUAAACCUCAGCUGCUGCACUGAACAUCUGGCUGUUACUCAAAAACUCAUUAGCCAUUGGGGAUGCACUUCUGAAAAGACACGCCCAUGCAAGAGGUGUGUGUCAGGCAGGGAGCUGGGAUCCAAGGUCCCAAAGCUGAAAGAGUCUGAUCCGUGCAGAAAGAAGCAAAGGGAACUGUAAACAAAGUUGUACGUUUUACUAUUGAUAUUGGCAGAAAUCUAAUUCCAUAGUUCAGUGUCAAAUCACAUCUGCCAGGAGAGGUGAUUGAAGUAACAGUAAAGUAAGAUUUAUAGAAGUGAAGAAACACACUGGGAGAAGAGGAAAAUACAAGCAGGAAAGAGCAGUCAGAGGAAACCAUCAGUAAUAUGGAUAAGCUGGAUGUAAAGUCUCGACCAGAACUGUUUGAUUUUCACGGAGUCUGCAUGACUCACUUUUACACAGACAACUGGGAGAACAUGCAAAGCUUUCACACCAGGCCUGAUGAUAUACUAAUUGCAACAUACCCCAAAGCGGGAACCACCUGGGUAACCUACAUUCUUGAACUGCUGAAUUUUGGUCAGACAGAAGCUCAGACAACCAUCCCUAUUUAUAAAAGGGUGCCUAUAUUGGAGGCCGCCUUCCCUAUUCUGCAGCAAGGAUUGGGGCCUUCUCCACCCAUGUACAAAGGAACAGACCAUCUGGACAACCUCGCUAUCUCUCCUCGAAUCAUUAAGACUCAUGUUCCAGUCCAGUUUCUGCCAAAAUCUUUUUGGGAGCAAAAGUCCAAGAUAGUCUACGUGGCCCGCAAUGCAAAGGACACUGUGGUGUCUUAUUUCCAUCUGGAACGCAUGACCACAUUGCACCCAGAGCCCGGAGACUGGAGCAACUACCUCCAGAGAUUCAUAGAGGGAAAGAUGGUGUUUGGAUCCUGGUUUGACCAUGUGAACGGCUGGUGGGAGAAGAAACAGACAUACUCUAAUAUCCAUUACAUGUUCUAUGAAGAUCUGAUUGAGGAUACAGGACGGGAAAUAGACAAACUCUGCUGCUUUCUGGGUUUGUCUCCUUCCGCUGAGGAGAAGGAAAUAAUCAUAGGCAAAGUGUCAUUUGAUGUUAUGAAAAACGACAACAUGGUCAACCGUUCAACAGUGAAAAAGUUUGAUUUCACGAAGUCUUCCUUCAUGAGGAAAGGGAAAGUUGGUGACUGGAAGAACCACUUCACUGUGACGCAGGAUGAAAAGUUUGAUGAGAACUACAAGCAGAAAAUGAAGAAUUCUACUCUGCAGUUUCGUACUGAAGUUUAGAGGCUGUGCACUGCUGUGCAUGUCCUGAACUGUGAUUUAUUUGAUAAUGAUGUUAUUUACUGAGUCAGAUGAUACAUUUGAUUGAUACAUAUAUUGUCUAAUUAGUGUGACAAUUCUUAUUGGGAUUUCAACUAAUGACUUUCAUGUUUAAUCCUUGUUGAAUCUCAUUUUACUGUGUUCAAAAAUCAGUGUUAUGCUAUUCCUUUUUCUGAACUUGUUUAGAUUGAGACUGUAUUUAAAUUGAUGCUGUACAUAACUGAGUGAAAUCAACAACAUCUCUUGGAAACAAUAUCAGUGUAUAUUUAACCAUUGUAAAGAAGAAUCACCCCCGUUCAGAAAUAAUUAUGUGAUAACAAAACACACACACACACACACACACACACACACACACACACACACACACACCCCACACACACACACACACACACACACACACACACACACUUUUUUUCCCAAUUUCAAAUGAUGUCCCUACAAGGAAACUUUGUCAACAUCUGUUUUAUCUAAAAAGAUCCAUUUCUCUGUUUGUUUACAUCACCCCAAUUUUAUUGCUGUAAAAUGGGAUUGUCAAUCAGACAAACUGACCAACACAUACAGUAUAUAACAAAAGAUUGAUACUUGGCACCUGUGUAUCAAUACAGUAUUGCCACUGAAAAAAAUUAUGCUACUAUGCUGUAUCAAUUUUUUCCCCACCUAUAUUAUUAAUAUUAAUUUUAUUUACACUGUCAAUUCAUAACACAAGUUGUAUUAGGGAACUUCUUUAUAUAGAGCAAAUCUAGACAUAACCUACUGUAGAUAAGGCAUUCUCAGUAGUUUUUGAUACCCUGCCUUCAUGAUGAUGGUAUACAGCAUUAUUAAUGAAAAAUGCCUGAAUGCAUUGAUCUUGUAUGUUUGCUGUCAAAAUAUCUGCUGUUAUCAAUGUGUUUAAAUCUAAAUCCCACAAUUUGAAGUAGAAAUAGGUAAUAAACAAAUGAGUUGCAUUUUUUUCAGUGCUUUGGAGGCCUAACUUAUUUCAGGAUACAAUGAGUAACAUAAUUCAAAUUUUCGAAACAUAAUAAAUGCAUAGCUGUUUGGGGCCCAAAAACACUCAAUCCGCUACGGACAGGCAUGUUUUAAAAGGGCACUGCACUAGCUGUGAAAUAGCCUACAUAAAAAGGAAUACACUAAUAAUAAACAGCAAUAAUAAUGAUAUGUUUUCUCAUUUUUAUUUGAAUCCAUACAUGAAAUGCAGCAAGGAAUACAAGAACUAAAGUUCAAUGAGCAAAGUAAACUAAUGAAUCUAACACUGUACUUCUGCAUUGUGACUACAGACUGGAUGCGGCACAUUGAUUUAUUUUCUAUGGCACGUACUGCGUUUAUGGAGGGGACAACACUAUGGGUGCUGGAGGAACCACCCUGGUUAUGAAGUAAAAGAGGUAACAGCAAGUACUGAUACAGUGAAAUCUUACGGGUUCUUAGGAAUGUCGACAACAACACAAGGCCAUUGUACUGUAAAUACUAACCAAGUCAAGCAUCUCACAUCACUGGGAGGUACAGCAAGUCACCCUGAGGUAACCGAAAAACAAGUCAUGGUAUGGCUCUCAUCAGGAACAACAAUAACACUCAGUUUUUAAAAACAGAAUACUUGAUAUAUCAUGUUGGAACAAAACUUUUCAAAUGUAAUUAAGGAGGAGGAGGAAACCACUGGGCCAGGAUCACCAAACAGAUUCAAGUUAAUUAAUAGACUAAAAUACGGUUACAUGUGAAGUGUUUUGUGUUUCUUUCUGAUACCUUUGUCGUCAUUUAAUGACAGAAU
Molecule: messenger RNA, 3114 nt
Organism: Etheostoma spectabile (orangethroat darter)
Lineage: Eukaryota; Metazoa; Chordata; Actinopteri; Perciformes; Percidae
Product: cytosolic sulfotransferase 1
Exons: 9
Coding region: 405-1319 (304 amino acids)
Molecular function (GO): sulfotransferase activity
Source: RefSeq, a predicted model, not a curated record